AUGGUAUUUCUAUACAUCAUAACCAGAUACAAUUCUGGAAACGUCGAAAAACAAAUCAACGCAAAAACGGCUUUAGCGAUAAAGAAGCAACAAAAAAGUAUUGCCGAUUUAUCUAAAAUUGUAAAACACCUCGGCUACGAUAUUCGUGAAGUUCGAGAUGGGGUUGCAAGAAGUAGUAAUGCGGGAUCUGGUACAUCCAAAUCACCUCAAAAUUAUACUGGUACCAUUUUCGAACUGUGGGAAGAAAUUGAUGCAUUAUUCAACAAGAAAAAACGUACUGAAAAACGGUCCAUGGCAAGGCUGUACCCCAAGGUUGCUGAGGAAAUUCAUGAGCUCGUAAUUAAGCAUAAGAAGGGUGUAGCAAUCAGUGACGCAACUGUUAGAAAUUUUCAUAAAAAAUUAACAAAAAAUCCGAAAGAGGAUACACUAGAUUCAUUAAAAUUAUGGGU
Diversispora eburnea is the source of this 449-nucleotide messenger RNA. Lineage: Eukaryota; Fungi; Glomeromycota; Glomeromycetes; Diversisporales; Diversisporaceae. The record is from the annotation of a GenBank genome assembly.